AUGACUUCAAACUAUUCCAAUCCAAUACUUGAAGAUCAAAUCGACCAAUUUCCAUGUAAUGAAGAUAAUUUAUUAGUACAAUUAAAUAGUCAAAAAUUAAGUGAUCAAGACAUGGAAGUUGUCGUUAAACAUGCAAUUCAGAAGAGACAAUGCACUUUUCUUGACUUACACGACAACGAAAUUACCUCAGAAGGCAUGUCAAUUUUAGCUUCGGCAUUGAGGGACAAUUCAAAAUUGCAUACACUAUAUCUGCAUGAUAAUCGUUUAUUUGAUAAGGGUAUAUAUUCUCUCGCACAGAUACUCACAUCAAACAAUAAAACUCUCGAAGUACUCGGUCUUAAUUCGAUUGGUCUUACAGAUGUUGGUGCAGAGGAUCUGGGUGUGAUGCUUCAGAAAAAUCAUACAUUAACUCGUUUACAAUUGCAAGCUAAUGAAAUAGGCGAUCGGGGAGUACUUUACUUAGCUGAUGCACUUACGAAAUAUAAUACAACUUUGGAACAAUUGGAGAUGGCUGAAAAUAAGUUUGUGAGUGAUUCGAGCGUCGAUUUAUUAGUUGAAAUGAUCAAACAUAAUCGAUCGUUGAAAGUUCUCGAUGUAAGACUUUGCAAUAUAUCCGAUUCGGGCAAAGCUAAACUUCAAGAAGCAGUCGAAUCAAAUAAAGACUUACAACUCAUUCUGUAA
Messenger RNA from Rotaria sp. Silwood2, 681 nucleotides. NCBI's taxonomy places the organism in Eukaryota, Metazoa, Rotifera, Eurotatoria, Philodinida, Philodinidae. The record is from the annotation of a GenBank genome assembly.